AUGCCAAGACAAUCCAAGAGAAAAAACGAUGUGGAUGACAAUGUUCAUCAUCAUGACUCGCCAAAACAACCCAAGUUGAACGUUGUACGUUAUGAUCGUACUUUCCCAGAGUCAUCCAUAGGCAUUCUUGCUCCACUUCCGAAUGAAAUGAUUUUUCAAAUUCUUUCAUUUCUUGUGAGCGAUUUAGAGUCCAACCGGAAAUUGAAUGUAACUGAUAUGAAAUCAAGAGAGGAAACCAAUCAGAAGAACCGUUAUUAUGUCGCUAGAGCAGAGAUAUUGUCUGAAGAAGUAACGAGAUAUAUUCCGCCCUUUGAAAAUAUUAAAGCCUUGAUCAAUCUUACAAAGUCCAGUAAAUACUGGCUCGAUAUGAUCACCUCACCUGCCUCUCGCUCAGAGGAGGAUGAGACUCUCACAGAUUUUGAAAUGUAUUGGUUGAAUGGCUACAACUUUUUUGAAAAAUUAUUAUAUUGGAUUAGAACUGCAUCGUUGGAUGACUUGGAGUUGGGACAAGGAGAUAUGAACAAACAUCAAGUGAUGGAAAUGACUCGUAUUCAGAAUGUGAUUCAACACUAUGAACGAGGAAAGGUUUUGGAUGAUCUUUCUACUGCAAUUAGUAGUGACUGGGAAGAUUAUGGUUAUGAUGAUGAUGGUGGAGAUGAAGAAGAAGAGGAAGAGGAGGAAGAAGAGGAGGAAGAGGAACCCUUAGAUGGAGAGGUCACAUCGAAAGAAAACGUCCUUAAAGGGUGUGUGAUUGCAAUUUCAGGCAUUCCCAAUCCUGAGAGAACAACAAUUAGAGAAACUGCUUUGAAGAUGGGUGCUCAUUAUCGACCCAACUUCACUAAUGACACCACUCACUUAGUUGCUGCAUUUGUUGGAACAAGUGAAAAAUCUGUUGAAGCCCAAAAAGCUGGAGCUUUUAUUGUAUCAAAAGAUUGGGUAUACGAUUGCAACACAAAUUCAAGGAGAAUGAACGAGAAAAAGUAUUCUAUGAUUCCUGAAAAGAAAGAAUCAAAGCCAAAGAAGAAGAAAGUUCCAGGUUCAAAACAACCGAUCUAUUCAGACGAAGAUCAGAGUAAAUCUCAGUUAAUGAAGAGACUUGAAAAGUUAGAUGUGACUUCUGAGGAAUAUUGCACAUACUUUAGAAAUCAUUGUGACUCCUUCCAAUUAUUUAUUUUUUCAUCGUUAAUUCUUUCUUUGAACAUGUUUAAAGCAUUAGAUUCUGAGAACGUUAACGAAUAUUGGGCAGAAGGAAGUGAUGUAUUGUUGAGCUCUAACUAUUUAGAUCAGUGGGCAGAAGAAGAACAAAAUAACAUGUAUGAAUACAGAAGAAAAAGAACAAUACAAAAUGAUGAUGGAUCACCAAAAUUAGGCAUUUACAUUUGCAAACCUUCAGGUUGGGCCAAGUUUUUGGGAGCUGAACGAUCUCAAUCAUUUGAUCCUUACACUCUUAAAUUAGAAGAUAUAGAUCAAGAACGGAUUAAGGAACGAAUGAAAAAAGCUCUCUAUCUCAAAUUGGAAAAUAUUCUACUAUUUCAACCAUUAACGUGCUUCGAGUUCCCUCAUAACAUUCAGUUUUUGAGUAUUGAACAAUCUACGACUGAAUCCUAUACUGGUUAUCCAGAAACCUCUUGGCAGGAAUUGUUUAAUAAUUGUGUAUUCCCUGGCGUUAAAUUCCUUCGUAUUAGAAUUUCACAAGAGUACAGUUAUCGUAAAAAAGAAGACAAGAAAGAAAUGCCUAUUGAUGAACUAGAACGUAAAAUUCUUGAGGCAUUAUUGAACAAGGAGGCUCUUCCAAAUCUUCAGCAUUUAGCUCUUAGUGGGUUUACUUUUAAUUCGGUAAAAACAGUGCUAAUGAAGCAACGAGACUUCCUUUCAUCUCAGUUAAUUUCAUUUGAGCUCACCUUUGAUGGAGAUUCAAGAGAUCACAAGAAUUGGUCGGAUUGGACUUCUUUUACUUGUUCAUUGAGUCACAAAUCCAAGACUUUGAGAAGAGUUGUUGUUGAGACUGACUUGGAUUGCAGAUACCGCUUUAAUCAUACACACAUGGAGAAAUUCUAUUCAUCACACAAUUGCGUAGCUUCUAUUGGACAUGCCAGCAUCAGUCGAUUUUACUAUAUUUGCAAUGAAUAA
Naegleria fowleri is the source of this 2130-nucleotide messenger RNA. RefSeq lists its product as uncharacterized. The transcript is spliced from 2 exons. The record is from RefSeq and is a predicted model, not a curated record. Lineage: Eukaryota; Heterolobosea; Eutetramitea; Acrasida; Naegleriidae. Bases 1 to 2130 code for a protein of 709 amino acids.